UUACACAACACGAAAAUGGCGGACGUGGAAUUGCCAGAAUGCGAAGGAACAAGCUUUUCCAUCGAGGAAAUCACUCAACACAAUAAAGAUGGAGAUGCUUGGGUWAUUCAUUCUGGAAAAGUUUACGACGUUAGCAGUUUUUUAGAGAGACAUCCGGGAGGGAAAGACAUUUUAUUGAACAACUCCGGGAGAGACAUUACUACWAUCAUGUCUGACGACCAAACACAUAGGCACAGCAAGAUUGCCUAUGGCUGGCUGCAUAAAUACUACAUUGGUAAACUCCUAGAAAAGGAAUGUAAAAGUGAUGAGGAUAACUUGGACAAUGUCUGUGUUGAUGGUUGGAGAGAGGACAUGGUUGACUGGGACAAACCUAUGCUUGCACAAGUUGGCAAACUUGGUCCAAACUACAUCAAAUGGGUGCACUCUCCAGUGGACCGACCAUUGCGGCUAUUCUCGUCAAGUUUUGUAGAGAUAUUUUCCCGCACUCCAUGGUUUCUUGUGCCAGUCAUCUGGAUUCCUGUAGUUAUUUAUUCAGCAAUAAUGGCUGUAAAACAUCUGAAUGUUGAGUUUAACGACAACCAUGACAGCCGGUCUUUUUCAGUAGGAUAUUCCUUUGUGUCGCUGUUCGUAAUUGGUUGUCUUUUGUGGUCUCUAGUUGAAUACUGCCUUCACAGGUUUCUAUUUCACCUGCUUCCGCCAGCAGAUUCACCAUUUUGGAUAACUUUUCACUUCUUUCUUCAUGGUCAACACCAUAAGGUGAGUUUGAUAAUUACCCUGGUGGUGCCAGUCCAUAUUCAAAGCCAUAACUAUACAUGGUGAAUCUGUCAUGUUCCAACAAAAUAAAACAAGGCUUUUUUUAUGGGCUCAAGUUUGAUAUAAUGUCCUUCACAGCCUACCCUUUUGUCAGUCUUUUGGGACGAGGCAGGAAAACAGGAAGCUUUGUAACUCUUUCACAAAGUGAAAACCACCAUAUUGUUUGCUUUGUAUAUAUUACCUUUUUUAUUAAUAUUAUGAUUGCAAUUUUCUAACAAAUCUGAACUUUUUGCAU
Exaiptasia diaphana is the source of this 1048-nucleotide messenger RNA. Its product is annotated as fatty acid 2-hydroxylase. The coding region runs from base 16 to 819 and encodes 267 amino acids. Gene Ontology annotation, cellular component: membrane; endoplasmic reticulum. Lineage: Eukaryota; Metazoa; Cnidaria; Anthozoa; Actiniaria; Aiptasiidae. Gene Ontology annotation, molecular function: heme binding; fatty acid 2-hydroxylase activity. Gene Ontology annotation, biological process: fatty acid metabolic process. The record is from RefSeq and is a predicted model, not a curated record. The transcript is spliced from 3 exons.